GCCGAGUGUCAGCGGCGCCACUGGAGGGAGGGGCACAAGGAGGAGUGCAGGCGCUUGCAAGCGGAGCGCGCGGCGGCGGCGGGCCCGGGGGACGGCGACAUAACCGCGGCGUCGGCGGCGGCGGCGGCGGCGGCGGCCCCGGCCCCGGCUUGA
This is a messenger RNA of Monoraphidium neglectum, 153 nucleotides long. RefSeq lists its product as hypothetical. NCBI's taxonomy places the organism in Eukaryota, Viridiplantae, Chlorophyta, Chlorophyceae, Sphaeropleales, Selenastraceae. The record is from RefSeq and is a predicted model, not a curated record. The annotation marks the transcript as partial. The transcript has a single exon.